Messenger RNA from Drosophila guanche, 2936 nucleotides. RefSeq names its product luc7-like protein 3. Gene Ontology annotation, biological process: mRNA splice site recognition. NCBI's taxonomy places the organism in Eukaryota, Metazoa, Arthropoda, Insecta, Diptera, Drosophilidae. The record is from RefSeq and is a predicted model, not a curated record. Gene Ontology annotation, molecular function: mRNA binding. Bases 231 to 1544 code for a protein of 437 amino acids. The transcript has 5 exons. Gene Ontology annotation, cellular component: U2-type prespliceosome; U1 snRNP.
CUUUAUCGAGAAGUCCGCGGUCACACUGCGAGGACGUCCAAUUUAUUGAUUCUCUUUGAUAAAAAAGUGGGUAAAACUGUGCAGCGCGGGGGAGAUCACGUCUUUCGGUCGCAUUGGAACGCAGCCCACACCACCUGCCCCAAGUACUUAAACUACAUUGCAGCCACCUGCCCCCUCCUCGCAUACGACCCCGCAUUAAUUGACAGUGUCCGCCAGGGACGAUACCGAAAAUGGUCGACGCUGCCAGGCAAAUGCUCGAUGAGCUAAUGGGCCGCAAUCGCAACCUGCAUCCUUCGGAGGCAGGACUCAAGGUGAACUGGGAAGAUCCAGAGUUUUGUCAGUUCUACAAUGUAAAGUUCUGCCCGCACGAUCUCUUUAUCAACACACGUGCCGACCUCGGCCCCUGCGCCCGCAUUCACGACGAGGAGGCCAAGCAUCUGUACGAGGAGGCGCGUCCGGCACGCAAGCGCCAGUACGAGGAUGAGUUCCUGCGCUUCUGCAACGUGAUGCUGCACGAUGUGGACCGCAAGAUUCAGAAGGGCAAGCAGCGUCUGCAGCUAAUGCAGCGCGAUCAGCCGCCACCAUCGCAGCAGGUGAGCAAGCACCAGGACCAGCUGAACACUCUGAAUGGGCGCAUCAACAAGCUGCUGGCGGAGGCCGAAGAGGCCGGCAUCCGCGGUGACGUUGACCAGGCCAAGGAUCUGAUGACGCUCUGCGAUGAGGUCAAGGAGGAGAAGGAGCAACUGUUGCAGCAGUUCGAGGCCAGCCGCAAGGCAAACAGCAAGAUGCUUGCCUCGGACCCGAACAGCGCUGACGAUCCCAUGGCCAGUCCCGGUACAAGAUUCAGCGAUUUUCCAGCGAUCCACGACAGCACCCCUACACCAGCCACAAACCCAGCCGCCAGUGAUUUGGCUGAGGAAGCAGGAACAGCAGUGACAGGAAAAGCCUCCCCAACCGAAGUGGACACAGAGGCAACUGGCGGUGGCGGUGGAGUGGCAGCAGGAACCGAUGGGGAGGACAAGCCAGACAAUACAGACAACAAAUCGCAGUCAAAUUGGUCGCACGAUUCCCUGCCCGAGAAGCAGAUGAAGGUGUGCGAGAUAUGCGGCGCCUUUCUGAUCGUUGGCGAUGCCCAGCAGCGCAUCGAGGACCAUCUGAUGGGCAAGCAGCAUCUGGGCUACUCGAAGGUGCGCAACGCGGUGGCCGAAAUCAACGAUGAGCGGCAGAAGGAGCGCGAUCAGGAGCGUGAGCAGGAACGCGAGCAUGAGGAACGCAGGCGCCGCGAGGGUCGGGGCCAGCGCUUCAACUCCUACGACAAUAGACGCGAGCCGCGCGAGUAUCGGGAGCGCAGUCGCGAGUAUGCCCCGAACCGUCAGACCUCAGACAGGCGCCAUCAUCACCACAAGUCGCACCACGGCCACUCGUACUCGCGCAGCGGUAGCAACAGCAACAGCAGCAACCGUAGCCGGCACCACAAUCACAGCCACUAUCGUCAGGAUAGCCGUGAGCGGCAUGGCCGCAGUCGCAGCCGCAGUCGUUACUAGAGACCAAAACAGAAGCAGAAGCAAAAGCAGAACAAAACAAAGAAGAAGCUGAAGCAGAAGCACACCAAAAUCCGAGAAUAUGCGAACACGAACUCAGCCGUUACUGCGCGGUCCUUUGUAGCUAAACCCACUCCCCCCGAAUGUACCCAAUGCAUCCAACGCGCAUCCACAACGAGCACGCCCGAGUCCACGUCCCAUCUGCUGCUGCGGCGAACACACGAAACACACAAGCCGCAAACUGAAACCGAAAGAGAAAGAGAAGAAGCAAACACCACCAUCGAGGUACCCCAAAACAAUAAUUAACAAAAAUUUCAAGUAUAAUGUAUCAGAACAGUAAAAAAAAAAGAAAAAAAGAACAGAGCAGAAACAGAAUCAGAAGAGAGUGAGAAUGAGCUGAGAGCGUGAGCUGGCAGGCGAGAUCAGAGAUCCUUGCCAGAGCAUGGAUCCACCAAUGAGGAGGAACAUUCGGAAUGCUCUUGAACUGGAACUGGCUUUGGAUAUGGAUCUGUGGUCAAGAGAGGCAAAAAAAGAUAGAGAGAGAAAAAGAGAAAGAGAGAGGAAGAGGCAGAGAGAGAGAGAGAGAGAUGUAUAGAUAGAAAGAAGAGCCAACCAGGUAACUUCUAUGCCACACCUCCCCCCCACACAUAAAUGUUUCUUCACGACAGACAAGGCCGCGGCAUCGCUCCAUCCAUGAACCACGAACGCACUCUGCUGCCAUCCACGAUCCACGAUCAACGAUCAACAAACUGUCCACCAAGCCAUCUCUGAUCCCGGAAGAGAGCGAGAGACACAUCGCAUAGAACAGUUAUUAGAGACAAACGAGGUGAAUUGCUAUUUCUCUCAUCAAUAAAUAUACAUAUAUAUAUAUAGCCCUCGACCCCGACCUCCAGCCCCUGUUCAAUGAACCCCCCCACACGCAUCUUCCACGCUGUCUCCCCAGUCUAUGCCUAACGACUGGCCGUCACCGGCGACACCAGACCAGAUCUUCUAUGGAGUAAGUCCAUAGGCUAAAAGCCCUUUCCCUUUCUGAUCUCUGGUGCGCCAGUGAAUGCUUGAGCGAGGGAGCGCCUUUCUCCAAACCCAACUCCAACUCCAACUCCUUUCCAUUUCAAUUCAAUUGAGUCCCCACCCACACCAUCACUUCGUGGCAAAGCGCAUCCCCAUAUUCCCAUUCUGUCCCCAAAAAGGAAUGAUCAAGUUUGAGGACAAUUAUGUAGAGCCUAACGAAUCAAUAAUUAUUUAUCUAACCAUCGAUCGAUCGAACGCCCUGUAGUCAUGUAAAGAUGUUUUUAAGUAUGAUUUACGUACGCUAUGAGUAAGGAUACAACAUUCUAAAUAGUGAGACUCGCAAUAAUUUUCUAAAUAAAGAUCAAAACGAAUCCCCAAAAACAA